UGUUCGAAAACAAGCCUUUCCGGAGACGUUGAUUAUGUUUUUCGUUAUUGCCCCUAUUUACUCUUAUUUUUCCUCGACUUCUUUGAAUGUAUACAAACUUGCUUCGAAACGCGAUGGUGUGAGAAAUAUAUGUUAUCCACGUCAAAUAAUGGUGUCGUGUUCGAAAACAAGCCUUUCCGGAGAUGUUGAUUAUUUUUUCGUUUUUUACCCUAUUUACUCUUAUUUUUCUCGACCUCUUUACAUGUAUACGAUUUUGCUUCGAAACGCUAUGGUGCGAGACAUAUAUGUUUAUCCACAUAAAAUAAUAUUCAUCUUUGAGGUCAUGGAAUGCCCCGAUAGGUAUCGCUUAGUUUGCGCUCAGCUUCAGCUCACUGGUGAUGCAAGGCUCUGGUGGAAUGCCUACUGGAGCAUGCGUCCCGGUGAAAAGGCGGGUUGUACAUGGGACAUGUUCAAGAAUCUAGUCCGUGACAAGUACUACCCUUCCUACUAUCGGGCAGAGAUGGAGCGCCAGUUCUUAGCGCUUCAGCAGGGCACCCGUACUGUCGAUGAGUACGAGCGAGAGUUCACUAGACUUGCAGGUUUUGCACCGAAUUUCGUUCGCACGGAGGCCCAGAGAGCGCAGCGGUUCAUUGACGGACUUUACCCAGCAGUCCGUCAUAACAUCGUGGGACACGAGACUCAGAUGUACGCUCGUGCCGUUUCUAUCGCCCAGGAGGUGGACGCUAGUAUCAGGAGGGAGGCAUUUCGCGACCGUGCCCAGUCAUCCGCUCCAGCUCAGCCAUUUGCAGCUCCACCAGCUCUACCAGCUCCUCAGCCAGCAAAGGAGAAGAAGAGGAAGGCAAAGGGUGCACAGAUUGACCGGAGAACCCGACAGAGACAGCAGCCGAUUCUACCGUGCCUGACUUGUGGUCGACUUCAUAGGGGAGAGUAUCGUGCUGGACAGGACAUCUGUUACUAUUGCCAGGAGCCGGGACAUUUUGCGAGUC
Molecule: messenger RNA, 986 nt
Organism: Striga hermonthica
Lineage: Eukaryota; Viridiplantae; Streptophyta; Magnoliopsida; Lamiales; Orobanchaceae
Source: the annotation of a GenBank genome assembly